AGGGUGGCGGAGGAGGAGAACAGUGGGGAGGCCUCCGUCGGCACCGACGACUCGGAACCGGAAUGGGAACCGGACCUCCAGUCACGGGUCCGACGGAAGGUGUCCUUCGCGGACGCCUUCGGCCUGGACCUUGUGUCCGUCAAGGAGUUCGACGCCGCCCCCGACCCACCCCAGGCUCGGGUCAGCGUCGACGGGCCCCCGAGCGGGAAGGCCCCCCCCCCCGGGGGCCCGCCCCAGGCCCAGGCCGACAGCCACCUCUCCUGCCUGUUCUCGGUCCCCUCCGGCCCGGAGGAGCUCCGCCGGCGGCUGUGGGAGCAGAAGGUGGAGCUGGAGAGCAUCGAGCUGCUGCCCGGCACCUCCACCCUGCGCGGGGUGGUCCGGGUGGAGAACCUCUGCUACUGCAAGGCCGUGUACGUGCGGGUCUCUCCCGACGGCUGGAGGAGCCACUUUGAGCUGCCGGCGGCGUACGUCCCGGGCUCCAGUGACCGCGAGACCGACCGCUUCACCUUCAUCUACGCUCUGGAGACCCCGGUGCAGGGAGCGGCCGGCACCAGGAUGGAGUUCUGCCUGCGCUACGAGACCGAGAUGGCCACGUUCUGGGCCAACAACCGGGGGCUGAACUACGUCCUGUUCUGUCACCAGAAGGCCCACAAAGAGAUCCCUGGAAAUGAGAGGGAGACGGAGGAGAGCCACCUCCUGCAGCACCUCCACAAGCACCAGAGAGCUGGCCAGAGGAGCUGCCUCAAGGCUAACAGGAGGGGUGAUGCUGAAGACCGAACCUGUGAGGUCACUGACAAAGCAACAACUACAGUUUCAGAAGACCGAAUCCCACAAAAAGCAGAGACGGCUGGCAGAAAGAAAACGGACACCACGGAGACACUCCAAGAGGACGACCUUCUGAUUGACAGCGUGCGAAGCAGACGCAAGGCCGCGCGACUGUCUCGCGUGAAAGAUUUGCUGCGUGAGCGCAGUCCACUGCAGAACUCACAUGCCCCCGCUGGUCCUCAUCAGAACCAUCACCACCCCACACCCGUUCUGGGAGCAACCUCAGACGGUUCCACCGUGGUUCCUCCUCGCCAGAAACUGGCCGCCGAGGGCCCCAAGGCCUUACCCACUUACCACCAGAUACCUCUGCUGACACUGGACUGGACGAGCGACAACCCACAGGUCUGGCCUACCAACGAGAUGGAGGAACUCUGGAGCGGCGUAAAGACCCAGAACGUUGAGUCAAAACCCUCAACGGAAGGGGGAACACCGUCCAAAGGUGAUCCGAAGAAGGCCUUCAUCGAUGCCAAAGUCGAAUGUGGCGUCGGGGAAGGUACGCCGUCCGUGUGUGACAUUUGGCAGAGCUUCAUCGACGGCGGCGAUCACAGCGAUCACUCCGGCGUUCCGGAAUCCGCGUGGUUGCAGAAGGCCACGUCGAUGUCCCCCUCGGAACAGCGAGUGGUGGACCCCGGAACGCCGAGCACACCGGCUGCACCCCAGUCACCUCAAACGCCCCCGGACAUGCCCCACCGUACAACGACACCCUCCACCAUCUCCAAGGGGCUGCCGGUGUCGGUGUCACGCGCUGACGGUCCGGCCCGGCACGCCAACUCCCAGGAGAGGCAGCCAGCAGCGCGGGCGUGGGUCGGAUCUCAUGACAUGACACUGAGGCCAGAGGGGAGCUCCGUGACAGAAACUCCUGAGGAAGAGGUGCCAAGCAGGGCAGGAACAGCCUCCACAACAGCUGAGGACGACAACGAAGGCUCAGAGGAUGGCUUAGGGACUCGGCAGCCCGAGCAUGUCGCGCCGGACACGGGAGGCACCGAAGGCGUAAGAGAACAAAAAGGAGGAGGAGGAGGAGGA
Messenger RNA from Gadus morhua (Atlantic cod), 1848 nucleotides. It is a transcript of the gene ppp1r3aa, whose product is annotated as protein phosphatase 1, regulatory subunit 3Aa. Gene Ontology annotation, cellular component: protein phosphatase type 1 complex. Lineage: Eukaryota; Metazoa; Chordata; Actinopteri; Gadiformes; Gadidae. Gene Ontology annotation, molecular function: glycogen binding; protein phosphatase 1 binding. The transcript has 4 exons. The record is from RefSeq and is a predicted model, not a curated record. The annotation marks the transcript as partial. Gene Ontology annotation, biological process: regulation of glycogen biosynthetic process.